This is a messenger RNA of Vanrija pseudolonga, 2896 nucleotides long. It is a transcript of the gene Copb2, whose product is annotated as Coatomer subunit beta'. Gene Ontology annotation, cellular component: COPI vesicle coat. Gene Ontology annotation, biological process: retrograde vesicle-mediated transport, Golgi to endoplasmic reticulum; intra-Golgi vesicle-mediated transport; intracellular protein transport. Lineage: Eukaryota; Fungi; Basidiomycota; Tremellomycetes; Trichosporonales; Trichosporonaceae. The record is from RefSeq and is a predicted model, not a curated record. Bases 148 to 2847 code for a protein of 899 amino acids. Gene Ontology annotation, molecular function: structural molecule activity; protein binding. The transcript has 4 exons.
CUGCCAACAACUCACAACCCACUCCCUCCCCUUCUUCUUCUCCACACCCCCCCGCGCCACUCUCGGCCACCUCAAAACACUGCGAGGGCGUCCAGCUCAACACGGCAUUCCUCGCUCCUCUGACCGCCGUCGAGAAAUAUCCCAAAGAUGCCGAUGCUACUCGACAUCCAGCGCAAGCUGCUCGCUAGGUCUGACAGGGUAAAGUCGGUCGACUUCCACCCGACAGAACCCCACGUCAUCUGCGGUCUCUACAAUGGUCAGGUCAAGAUCUGGAACUAUGAGACGCAGACCGACAUCAAGACGUUCGAAGUCACCGACGUGCCAGUCCGUUGCGUCAAGUACAUUGCCCGCAAGAACUGGUUCGUCUCGGGCUCGGAUGACUUCCAGCUCCGCGUCUACAACAUCUCGACCGGCGAGAAGGUCACGUCGUUCGAGGCGCACCCCGACUACAUCCGCUGUCUCACUGUCCACCCCACGCUCUCGCUCGUGCUCACCGGCUCGGAUGACAUGACUAUCAAGUGCUGGGACUGGGACAAGGGAUGGCGCUGCGUCCAGAUCUUCGAGGGCCACACUCACUACAUCAUGGCGCUGGCUAUCAACCCCAAGGACCCGCAGACGUUCGCCUCGGCCUGUCUCGACCACACGGUCAAGGUCUGGUCGCUCGGCAGCCCCGUCCCCAACUUCAGCCUCGAGGCCCACGAGAAGGGCGUCAACUACGUCGACUACUACCAUGGCAGCGACAAGCCCUACAUUGUCACGACUGGUGACGACCGCCUCGUCAAGAUCUGGGACUACCACGCCAAGUCCUGUGUCCAGACCCUCGAGUCGCACACUGCCAACGUCUCGUUUGCCAUUUUCCACCCCUCGCUUCCCGUUAUCCUGUCCGGCUCCGAGGACGGCACCGUCAAGAUCUGGCACUCGUCGACCUACCGCCUUGAGAACACGCUCAACUAUGGCCUUGAGCGCGCGUGGUGUGUCGCCUACCGCAAGACCGGCAACGAGGUCGCUGUUGGUUUCGACGAGGGCGCGGUUGUCAUCAAGCUCGGCCGCGACGAGCCUUCCGUGUCGAUGGACUCGUCGGGCAAGAUUGUCUACGCCCGCAACACUGAGAUCCUGAGCGCCAACGUGUCCAACCUCGCCUCGGACGGAGAGGUCGUCGAGGAUGGCGCGCGCGUCCACGUCCCGCUUCGCGAGCUCGGCACCACCGAGGUCUACCCCCAGAGCCUGCAGCACAGCCCCAACGGCCGUUUCGUGACCGUCUGCGGUGACGGCGAGUACAUCAUCUACACCGCCCUUGCCUGGCGCAACAAGGCCUUCGGCAGUGGUACCUCGUUUGCCUGGGCCGCCGACUCGAACACUUACGCCGUUCUCGAGGGCAAGUCCAAGCUCCGCGUCUACCGCAACUUCAAGGAGAGGCCUGGUCUCAUCAAGUCUGUCGGCUCGUGGGCCAUCGAGGGCAUCCACGGUGGUCCCCUCCUCGCUGCCCGCGGCUCGGGCUUCGUCAUGUUCUGGGACUGGGAGACCGGAGCUGUUGUUCGUCGUAUCGAGGUCGACGCUACCAACGUUUCGUGGUCUGGCAGCGGCGACCUCGUCGCCAUCACCGCCGAGGACUCGUUCUACGUCCUCCGCUUUGACCGUGACGCUUACGCGGCGCGUCUCGACUCGGGCGAGAUCAUUGGCGACGAGGGCGUCGAGGAGGCCUUUGACAUUGUUGCCGAGGUCUCGGAGCAGGUCAAGACCAGCCGCUGGGUUGGUGACUGCUUCAUCUACACCAACUCGACCAACCGUCUCAACUACCUCAUCGGCGACCAGACCAGCGUCAUCAACCACUUUGACCAGAACAUCUACCUCCUCGGCUACAUCCCCAGCCAUAACCGCGUCUACGUUGUCGACAAGGAGCUCAACAUUUACAGCUACGCCCUGUCGCUUACCGUUGUCGAGUACCAGACUGCUAUCCUCCGCGGUGACCUUGCCGAGGCCGAGCGCAUCCUCCCCAGCAUCCCCAACGACCAGCGCAACCGUAUUGCCCGCUUCCUCGAGGCCCAGGACCUCAAGGAGCUCGCGCUCAACAUCUCGACCGACGCCGACCACAAGUUUGACUUGGCGAUCGGACUCAACGACCUCGAGGCCGCUCUUGAGCUCGUUCGCGCCACGCCCGAGGCUGGCUCCGAGCCCAAGUGGAAGAUCAUCGGCGACAAGGCCCUCGCCGCGUGGCAGCUCGACCUCGCCCAGGAGGCGUUCGAGAGGUCAAAGGACCUCCCUGCACUGCUUCUCCUCUUCACCUCGCUCUCUGAUCGUGCUGGCCUCGAGCGCCUGGCCAAGCUGGCCGAGGAGAAGGGCGCCAACAACAUUGCGUUUGCCGCCUACCUCCAGCUCGGCGACAGCGCGUCAUGUGUCGACCUCCUCGCCAAGACCGACCGCCUCCCCGAGGCUGCAUUGAUGGCCCGCUCAUACAAGCCUUCGGCUGCCGGCCCCGUCGUCAAGAAGUGGAAGGCCGAGCUCGAGAGUCAAGGACGGCCAAAGGUCGCGCAGACGAUUGCCGACCCCGAGGAGGACCGCGAGCUGUUCGACGAGGUCGCGGCCUCUGCUGGCAAGUUGGACUCUGAAGGCUCGGGCGUGAUUGUUGAGAAGGAGCGUGAGUCUGUUGACGGCCUGGUGGAGCAGGUCAAGAGUUUGGCUGUGGAGGAGGAGUCCAAGGAGGAGGCCGAGGCCGAGACCGAGGCCGCUGUCGUCGACGAGGAGAUUGCCGUGGACGAGGGAGCUGAGCAAGGGGGAGCAGAGACACCAGACGCGACGGCUGCGGCACCAACACCUGCGCCUGGCAAGAAGAAGGGCAAGAAGAAGUAGACGCUUUGUAGGCGGUCCUCAUACGGCAUGGAUUCUUUGACGAAUAGCA